Messenger RNA from Pleurotus ostreatus (oyster mushroom), 1191 nucleotides. RefSeq lists its product as uncharacterized. Gene Ontology annotation, molecular function: oxidoreductase activity. NCBI's taxonomy places the organism in Eukaryota, Fungi, Basidiomycota, Agaricomycetes, Agaricales, Pleurotaceae. The record is from RefSeq and is a predicted model, not a curated record. The coding region runs from base 1 to 1191 and encodes 396 amino acids. The transcript is spliced from 7 exons.
AUGGCCAUCGAAUUGCUGCCUCUCCCCCUACCUGCCUCGGCCGAUGCCUCCAAGUUCAACGACUUUGGUCGGGAAGUCAAGGGCGUGAGCCCUGGUACACUGUCAGAGGAGGAACUGGAGCAGGUUAAGGAGGCCUUAUACAAGCACGACGUUCUCUUGUUCCGCAACGCCGACUUCACCCCUGAGCAACAGUAUGCCCUCACUAAGGCCUUUGAUCCCCAAUCAGAGAGCUAUGGACACGGCAACAACAAAACCGAGAGCACCAAGAAAUCUAUCCUGCAUCCUGAUCUCAAGACCAUCCCAAGGGUCCCCCAGGUCCAGCUCAUUGGCAACGGGACCGUCUACAACCACGAAGGUCUUGCGGAAGCUAAGCUCAAGCAUCCUAGCCACACGACCUUUCACAAGACUCGCGUGUCCCCGGAAGACGAGGCGAAGGGGUAUACUCGUUUCUACCGCUGGCAUAUCGAUGCUGCUCUAUACGAUCUUUCACCGCCCAAAGUGACCACCCUCUAUGGCCUAGAGGUGCCGAAGGGCGAACCUCAGACCGUUCGAUAUGAUGACGGCACCGGAGACGAGCUUCACGUACCCCUCGGAACAACUGCCUUCGUAUCCGGUAGGACCAUGUUCGACAUUCUUCCUAUUGAACUGAAGAGCCUCGCCGUUCGUUCGAGAGUUAAAUACUCUCCCCACCCUUAUGUCUGGAUGGCCCCUGCUCACGCUAUGUCUACGGGUCUUGGUAUUGAAUCGGAGGGUCUGGAACUGCCUUUGGACGAACUACCUCCUUGGGAGGAGUCCAGGGUGAAGAUAUUCCCUUUGACAUGGAAGAACCCCGUUACUGGCGCUCUCCACUUCCAGGUGCAUCCUUGCGGUGUUUCUGAGCUCUUGGUCGCUCCUCUACCCGAGGGCGCUAAACGCGAAGGCGCUUUGUUCCCCGACGGUGCCCAUCUCACUAACCUCAAAGAAGUCCGUGAAUUGCUCUACAAGAUGCAGCGACCUGCUAUCGCGCCUCAGCUCAUCUAUCCUCAUGAUUGGCAUGAAAAGGACCUCGUUCUCUUCCACAACCGAGGCGUGCUGCACACCGUCGUUGGUGCCUUUACUCCGGACCAAGUGCGAGCCUUCCACCAAUGCAACUUGGCUGCCUCGAGCGAUCCUGUUGGACCCUCUGAGGACGAUGUGAAGAAGUGGGCUUAA